Epinephelus moara (kelp grouper) is the source of this 1401-nucleotide messenger RNA. Its product is annotated as plasma membrane ascorbate-dependent reductase CYBRD1. Gene Ontology annotation, cellular component: lysosomal membrane. The coding region runs from base 90 to 920 and encodes 276 amino acids. The record is from RefSeq and is a predicted model, not a curated record. The transcript has 4 exons. NCBI's taxonomy places the organism in Eukaryota, Metazoa, Chordata, Actinopteri, Perciformes, Serranidae. Gene Ontology annotation, molecular function: oxidoreductase activity.
AGGUCCCACCUCACCACUUGAAGUUGUUGUAGCUGUGAAAACAGCUGCUGUGGUCAAGGCUCUCCUCUGUCUGACAAACACUGGCAGCGAUGGAGAACUUCAGACAGUUCCUGGUCGCCUUGUGUGCCGCCGCCGCCGUCGGUGUUGUCUCCAUUAUAUUCGUGCUGAGAUGGGUCCUGCAUUUUAAAGAGGGUUUAGCCUGGGAUGGAGGACUGGCUGAGUUCAACUGGCAUCCGGUCUUAAUAGUCAUCGGGUUUAUUUUCUUGCAAGGAACAGCCAUUGUUGUCUACAGGCUCCCAUGGACAUGGCAGUGCAGCAAGCUGAUAAUGAAGUUUAUCCACGCGGGCUUGAAUUUACUAGCCUUCAUUCUCGCUGUCAUAUCUUUGGUGGCGGUUUUUGACUUCCACAAUGCUGCCAAAAUCCCCAACAUGUACAGUCUGCACAGCUGGCUGGGCCUGAUAGCAGUCAUACUGUACUGUCUACAGCUUGUUCUUGGAGUUGGCAUGUACUUGAUACCAAUUACACCUGCGUCCUGGAGAGCAGCCUUCAUGCCCCUCCAUGUCUACAGUGGUCUUUUAAUCUUCACAGGCGUGAUAGCUGUGGCACUCAUGGGCAUCACUGAAAAACUCAUUUUUGGCCUGAGCAACCCGAAGUACAAGGACUCUCCCCCAGAGGCAAUUUUUGUUAACGUUCUGGGACUCCUCCUCGUGGUUUUUGGAGCUCUUAUCCUCUGGAUUGCCACUCGAACGUCUUGGAAACGCCCCAGUGACCAGACCCUGCAUAUUCUGCAUACCAACGGGGGAGGUGAGGACAGCAGCAAAGUCGGUCCAGCUAUGUCUCAGCUGUCUGAUGGAACUGAUGCUGAGCCCUCUGGGGAUGUCAGACGGAGGAGUAACAAACUAGAUGAGCAGGAUAACUGAUUAAAAAAUAUCCGACUUGGAGUGGAGACUGUCUCCAGUGCUGAAUGUAUGUACACCCAGUCUACACUGGUCAGAGAAAGUCAAAAGGAAUAUGUUUUUUGCUGGUCUUUUGAUACUUUCUUUGAUCGCUUUCUGUCUUGCACCUUAAAGUAUUUUGUUGUUGUUUCUCCAACAUGUAUUGUUAUGAGUGCAUGUAAAUAAUGUUGAGCUACUUUAUAACUAGAUUCAGAUUAUGUGUGUAAACUAUAUUGUCAUACAUGUACCACAAUCAUGACAGAUUUUCUAUUUGUAUAUUGUCUCUUUAGUUCUGUCAUUUUUGAACUAUCCACAUUUUACAAUAAAUAUUUGCAACUUCUAACUAGCAUCUCUGUAUAUUAAGAAAUAGAUGACAUGCAAAAAGAAAAGAAAAAAUGUAUACAAAAGAAUACUGUCAAUAAAUAUAAGCACCAAUUUGUGGUAGCAGGCCAAGAUACCACUUAAA